Molecule: messenger RNA, 581 nt
Organism: Prorocentrum cordatum
Lineage: Eukaryota; Dinophyceae; Prorocentrales; Prorocentraceae
Source: the annotation of a GenBank genome assembly
GCACACACCCUCACCGCACAUAUCGAUGGCGCUCCUCCGCGGCGCCCUGCUCGCGCUGCUGGCGCUGCCGCCCCUGGCCGAGGCCCUGCAGCCCGCCGCGCCCGGCGCGGCGCCCGGCGCGCCCGGACCUCCGCGCCGCGGGCAGGGGCACCGGGAGCCGCGGAGACAGCUGCGCCGCGUCGUGCGGGUUGCAGCGGGAGGCCUGGAAGAUCAAGUGUGUGCUCCCGGAGUGCGCUGGCUGCAGCGAGUCCUCCACGGGUUCCCCCCGCCUCCCGGGUGCCCCCCCGGCGGGUGCCCUCCCGGCGGGGACCGGUGAGCGCGCGCCGCAGCCGCCGGAGCGCCCGGGGCGCGCGGCCCUCUGCGCCCCCUCUCCUGCGGCGGGCCGCCAGGCGCGCCGAGGAAAGGGGGCCAGGCCUGCAGCGUCCUGAACUUAUUCGGGGACGUGCCCAACCCAUGCGCAACAAGUGGCGACAUCAACGGGCACUCUUCUCGUCGGCGGCGAGGCAGAAGCAGUCCGCUCCAGCGUGUUGCGCAUCGGGGCAACCGAAAGGCGAAUUUUCCAGCGUGCCAGAGGAAGUAAA